Pomacea canaliculata is the source of this 6959-nucleotide messenger RNA. RefSeq names its product sodium-dependent multivitamin transporter-like. The transcript is spliced from 16 exons. Gene Ontology annotation, molecular function: symporter activity. The record is from RefSeq and is a predicted model, not a curated record. Gene Ontology annotation, cellular component: membrane. The coding region runs from base 309 to 2180 and encodes 623 amino acids. Gene Ontology annotation, biological process: transmembrane transport; sodium ion transport. Lineage: Eukaryota; Metazoa; Mollusca; Gastropoda; Architaenioglossa; Ampullariidae.
ACGACGCAGCCAGUGGCUCAGGUAAUAACGGGCGCUGGCGAAAGCAAGGUUUCAGACAAACAGCUUCCUUCAAGUCAAGAUUCUCAGUGGAGAACAGAAACGGCGGACGUGUUGUACUGCAGGCCGCCAAGAGCACCGUACCAGUGGUAGUAGGAACACUGUAACUCUGGCAUUUCACCUGUCUACUUCCUUGUAAGAUGCUGUGACUCGACCAUCUCAUCUAUCUUUGCCUCGAGAAGACGGUGCCGUGUUUGUAAGGACCUAUUCAGGACAGCAGUACUAAACAGGUCACCGACAAACCAUUUAUUAUGACGAACGCCGCAACAGACUUCCACUGGGCAGACUACUUGGUUUUGGCCGCCGUGCUUGCUGUAUCCACAGGCAUUGGGUUUUACACAGCUUGUUGCCUUAAAGGUCAACGGACUACGUCAGAGUAUCUGCAUGGAGGACGACAACUGCAGCUUUUUCCUGUCUCGAUGAGCGUACUAGCCAGUUUCUUGUCUGCCGUGUCUGUGCUGGGCACACCACUAGAAGUCUAUCUGAAUGGGGCGUCCUUCGCUCUCUUCACUCUCUCCUUCUUCAUCUCCGUCCCGCUGACUGCGCAUGUCUUCAUUCCCUUCUUCUACCAGCUGAAGGUCGCGACCGUGUACGAGUACCUGGAGCUUCGCUUUGGCCGACUGAUACGACUUAUGGGUUCAAGCGUCUUUUCUCUUCAGAUGGUAUUUUACAUGGCAAUCGUGCUGUAUGCUCCAGCUUUAGCAUUGAGUCAAGUUAGCAAUCUCUCCACUCACCUUUCCAUUGUGGGUCUUGGCAUAGUCUGCACUGUGUACACUGUCAUGGGUGGCCUUCGAGCGGUAGUUUACACAGACACGUUUCAAGUCUUUAUCAUUCUGUCUGGUGUCCUCAUGCUAAUCAUUAAAGGCAUCAGCGACGUGGGUGGAUUUGAAGAGAUGUGGCGCCGAGCGUCCAAUGGCGGCCGUCUAGAUGACGUCAUCAACUCAGUGUUUGAACCUAGUUUAACUAUCCGCCAUACCUUUUGGAGUCUGACCAUAGGAGGCGCUAUUACUACUCUGAGUGUCUACGGUAUCAACCAAACAAUAGUGCAACGCUACCUGGCGGUCCGCAAGCUGUCUCACGCCCAAAGGGCUGCAUACCUCAACUUGCCUGCAAACGUGUUCAUGACCCUUCUUUUGUGCCUUCUGGGACUUGUGGCCUACGCCUGUUACGUGCAUUGUGACCCAUAUCUAACAGGAAGAAUUAAAGCCUUUGACCAGUUAAUUCUUGUCAUGGUGAUGGAUGUGCUGGGAUCAUAUCCAGGACUCCCGGGAUUAUUCUUAGCCUGCAUAUUUAGCGCAUCUUUAAGCACCGUGUCAUCAGGUGUUAACGCUCUAGCACUAGUCUUCUUGGAGGACUUUGUAAAACCGACGUACACCGCUAUCAGACACACGGCCAUGACUGAUGAACUGUCCAUCGUCAUUUCUAAAACUCUAGCUUUAACCUUUGGACUCGUGACCGUUGCCAUGGCCUACGUGACUGGUACAAUGGACCAAACUCUAGUACAAAUCACCUUCAUGUCUUUUGGUAUGACCGGUGGCCCACUACUUGGACUUUUUCUUCUGGCUAUGUUUUGUCCGUGUGCUAAUGCCUGGGGUGCUGGGGUGGGUCUCCUCUGCAGUCUAUCAUUCAGCUUUUGGAUUGGUAUUGGUGCCAUUGUGGACGGUCCCAGGAGAACUCUGCUACCACUCACAUCUAUUAACUGCUCAAGAAAUGCAACACCAAUCCUGAUGUCUUUUGUAACUUACAACAUCACAACCACAUCUUUGACUACCUUGAAUACAACCUUCACUACGCAGGAGGCGACUUUGCUUUCUGAUAUGACUUCUUCACUGGAUGAAAAUCCUGGGUAUGAUGGUCUGGCACUGUACCAAUUAUCCUAUAUGUGGUACUGCGUAGGAUCCUCUUCCCUGGUCAUCACUAUAGGGUUGAUAAUUAGUCUUUUAACAGGCUGCAGUGUUCACGAAGAAAUACACCCUGAGCUGGUGGUCCCAUUGUGGCAAAACCUGAAAACCUUCAUCAUCAGACAAAAGAAGAACUAUGAUGUGUGGAAAACUCAAAAGAAGGCUGAAGAAGAGAAAGAAGAACAGAAGAAGGAUUACAAAAUAUCUCUUGAAGAUGAAUAAAUACUUACAGCAUGAACAAAAGGAUCUGAAUAAAUAUAACCUCACAAUUUUUGCAUGCAUAAAAAGUAGACUUUGGCAACAUAGCUCACCAUCAUGUGUACACUAGCAUCAGAUAUACCAAAAACAACAAAAGUCAGCAGUAUCACAUACACUAAUAUAUCAAAUAUACCAGAAACAACAAAAGUCACAAGCACUGCAUACACCAACAGACAUUGCAUUAUAUUUAAUGGCAUUGUACUUGAUAGCAGGAAGUAUGUAUUAUAAAGACUUUGAUUUAUGACAUUUUAUGGGCAAAAAAUUUAGCAUAAAAUAUUUUUAAAUUUAGUUAACACAUUGUCAAAAAGAUAUUUUCUAGGAAUAUUACCCAAACCUAUUGAGCAAUAGAUUAUAAAAAAAACCCACUAACCAUAAAGCAUCAUGGUAUCUCUGUAAAGAAACACAGUACUUGUAGACAAAACAACAUAACUGCAUGAGCUACCCAGUUGGAGUUUUAUGCCAUGUCAGCUACUGCGGCUAUCUCAUGGCAAGAGCAAUGAACAGAACCCUUUAAAGGUUGACAUAAAGAUAUUUGAAGAAGAAAGACAUUAUUCUUUUCUUAGUUAUGUACAAUAAGAAGCUUUUUAAGUGAACAGGGUCCGUUAUAUUAGGUAAAACAUUUGGAUAGACUUAAGAUAAGUUAUGAUCGAUGUGGACAAAGACUUUACAAAAAGUUCAUUGAGUAUGGGCUGUGAAAUAGUUUUGCUGAACUGUUGAGAGUUUGGGACAAUUAAGGAGUAAAUGUUUUAUAGUUAAUGUGUCAGACACCAAGGACAGAGUGGAGAGUAUUCUCCUAUGCGUAAAAAAGGAUGAGGGAUAAAUGUGUGGCUUGUUUUUAGCCUAUUUAAGACCACCUCUUCUAGUCGGUUCAAAGAUUGUUGGGUUAUGAAGUCAGAGAGUUUUGGAAAACUUAAGUGGAGUUUGUUUUUUUUCCAUGGAAUCCCAUUGAAGUUGCCAAAGCUGUGAAACAUAUAUUUUUUACAGAGGCAUAUACCAAUCUGAGGCAAAAGUUGUCUGAGCUAUAAGGUGCUGUUGAAGGGCCUUUUUAGCUGCCUCGUCAGCUCGCAUGUUUCCAGGAAUAUUUACAUGGCUAGGGACCCAAACAAAAAUAAUGUCAACAUUUUCUGUCAGUAGCGAAUGGAGAAGUUCAAAAAACUACACUAAUAGUGGGUGAUCUAAACGUUGAGACUGAAUUGCAAGUAAGGAUGAUAAAGAAUUGGAAAUGAUCAAGAAGUUUUUUUAUCACUAGAUGUGCUGAUGUACUGCAAAGAAAGUAGUAGUACUUUUAAAUCAGCAGAAGAUUAGGGCAUGUCCUCCAUGCAAACUGUCAGAGAUGGUAUGGAGAUGUUCUUAGGGAAUGCUGUGGCUGCCACAGUUCCUUUUUCAGAAAUUUUUGAACCAUCAGUGUAUAUAUAUUUGAUGAAAACCUAGUCUGUGAUUAUUUCUCUAAAAUGAUGCAUAUAGACUAUAUCAGGGGUUUCAGAUUUCUUUAAUUUUGAAAGGUAAAAACGAAUUUCUGCUACAGGAAGUAACCAUGAUGGUGUCUUGGUUAGUGUUUUUGAGUCAAUUCCCAAUUUCUGGAGAUGGGGAUAAACGAGUAUGGAUAGAGGUUUUUGUUCAUAUUUGCGUGCUCUACACUUACCUAAAAUUUGUAGAGAGACAUCUGGGUGAAAAGCAAGGUUUUGGGGCAUAGCUCGAAGUUGCGAGACAUAGCACAGAAUUAGUUUUUGUCGUCGUAAGCCUAGUGGUUCACCCGCCUCUACAUAUAUGAGCUACACAGUACAUGCUCACGUAAAAUAUAUUUCUUAGAUGUCAAGUGGUAUACAUAUAGAUUAAGUGGAAUCAUAACGUUUCUAUUGUUUAUUAUGACUUUUGUAGUUACACUGAAACACUCUAUUAAAUAUUUUGAAACGUAUUUUAACACUCAUACACAGAAAUACCUUUCUAGCAAGGCUUUCUCCAAUUUGUAUUCUUUAUGCAAGCUAUAAAAAGAAAACUUUUCUUCUUGGUACCAAACGUCGAGAUAUAUAAAAAGAUCCGAACGAAUUUUAAUGACAUUUUUAAUACAAAUUUAUGUAAUAAUAAAUUUAUAUAAUCAUAAUAGUGAAUUUUAGUGAUUAUUUAAAACUGAUGUGGUGGUUCUAACUUAGCUAACAGUAUAAAAACUAAAAAGAUAAGAUGCCACUAUUACAUGUAUGUGCAAAGUUUGUAUAAAAUGUAGUUUUUCUUUAACUAGCCUAGACUAAUUAUAACUGAUGUGGCAACAUCUAUUAAAAAUCUGAGGAAAACAUCAUUAAAGACAAGUAGUUUUCUGAUGCAAUAUUUACAUUACGUCUGAUUACAUGAAUCUUCAUAAACAACAUAUUCUGUUUCCAACUGUAAGUACCCCUGACCCUUCAGGAUGAUGAUGUCAUCUAAAUCUGUACAGGUUAUACAAAUGAAACUGUCAUCUAAAUCUGUACAGAUUAUGCAAGUGGUGAUUUCAUCUAAUUUUGUACAGUUUAUACAAGUGGAAUUGUAAAGUACUUUCAAUGGGCAAUUUUGGGAAACUAACUUUUUCAUGCCAUUAUCACACUUUCAGCACAUGGCCUCUGGAUUGUUGACAAACUUGAUUCAGAAGAUUCUGCAGAACAUACAAAGAAAUCUGUACCAGACAGUUCCUUGGGAAAAUAAUUCUGAUCCAUUGGUUUAUCAUAGUCUGGAUUAUACUUGUCAUCUUUAGCAUUUCCUGUGACAAUAAAUUGUAUUUAUCACCAUGUUUUACAAUUUAUGUAGAGCUUUGGGAGAUCUUUGAAACUUAAAAGCUUAAAUAUUCAACAAAAAAGCUGAAUAUUAUGUGUUCUGUAACAAAGAAUACUUUCUCUGGUCCUUAGCCAAAUAUUUAGACUUAGCCAACCAUAGCCUAUACCACAGAUGUGUAUACUAUAGCAAUAAAAUGUAGAUCUGUAUAAUCUUGUUCUCUGCUACUAAAUACAAACAUGCUUAAAUGUAUAAUAAAUAAACUCCUUUAUAAGACAAAUGCAUAACAACCCAAAAGAAUUUUUGUCCUAAAAUUUGCUAGCUAUAAGAUUGGUAAAUACAGUUCUGUUCUGAUAAAGAAUGGAAAACAGUUUUCCUUCACCAUGAAUCCAUUAGUUAGAAAACAACUAAUGUACAAGCAAUGAAAACAGCUUUUUUCACCAAUAUCACACCAUAGAAAGUAAAUCCACAAGUCAGAAUGUUAAUAAUUUCAGAUUAUCAGUAAAACAGGCACUGCUUUUAUGUCUUCAUUUGUAAUGUCACUGUCACACCAUGGCAUAGAAUCUAACAUGAACCCCAAUGACAUGAAUCAUGUCCAUAAAGCCUCCAAUAUCGUUUUUUAUCUCAGAUAAUGAAGAAACUUGUUGUUCAUCGGCUAUAUUAUUCUGCUGUGCAAACUUUUCUUGAGCGUUGGAGAAAAAUGAGGUCACUAGUGUACCCUUUAUUAAAGGCUGUAAGAUCGAGACAAAUCUCUGGAACAGGAAGGGUCCAAGGAGGAGCUGGUAGUAGAGGGAGAGGCUAUACCUGUUGAAUAUCUACUCCGGCAGCUUGUUAAAAAAAGGUGUAACAUGGAGUGGUAAAGGCUUUUGCUCCUUGGUACGAAUGGCAUACAAGAAGCACCCUGAGGUCCAAAAACAGCACGGUAUGCAGGGUUUCCAGGGUGAGUCUUUAAACAUAAAGACAUAAGAUAGCAUGAGUUUCAGACGACCAAGAGAAAGUAGAGGCUCACCAGCUUCUGUGUACAAACUUUGUACAGAAGUGGUGCAGAAGGCACACAAACAGAUGCGGAGCCUAUGAUGGUGAAUAGAAUUUAGAAUUUUGAGGUAGGACUAUCAAGCAGAUCCAUAGUCUAGCUUGGAGCGGACCAGGGCACCAUACAGACAAAGCAGGACUGUGCAGGACUGCGCCCCCCAGCUAACAUGACCAACUACUCGGAGAAUAACCAUGCAAGACUUUCUGACAAGAAAAGAAUAUAAAUUUGACAUGAGCAAGUAAAAAUAAUUUACAGUCAAAGAUGACCCCAAGGAAUUUUACUUCCUGGACCACUUUGAGUACCAUGCCAUUAACAGAAAAAGAUGGGUUUGGGAACAUACCUCGCAGUUUACAAAAGUGGAUGCAUACUGACUUUGUAGGAGAAAUAUUGAAGCCAUUUUCUAUCAGCCACCUUUGUACAGUGUUUACGCACAGUUGCAGCCAGUGUUCGAGGUAUGGUAGGGAUCGCUCUCGAAUGCAGAGAGCAAAGUCAUUUACAUAUAACGAGGCCUCCAAACCUGGACAGACAGAUUUUAAGAUUGAAUCUAUUUUGAUAUUGAAUAUUGAAAAUAGAUGGUGAAAGAAAGCUGCCCUGAGGGAUGCCCAUUUCCUAUUCCUGAGGACAGGAUAGACCCUACUCGGACCUGAAAGAGGCGGUGCGAAAGAAAAUUCUUGAUGAAGAGUGGCAUACCUUGUUUCCAGGUAGUGUGUGUCGUACGCCUUCUCCAAAUCAAAAAACACCCCGACAAACACAUCCCUGACAAAUGUUUCAAAACAGACCAGAUAGUCCAGGGUACUGUGGGAUUUUCUGAAGCCACACUACAGGUUGGAGAGGAGACCUUGAGAUACAAAAUGCCAGAUGAGCCAGCCAUUCACCACGCAUUCUAAAGUUUUGUAUAAACAACUAGUGAGAGUGAUAGGAUGGUAAGAGUUGGGAUUAGAAGGAUCAUAACAAGAUUUUAGGACGGCCAU